This is a messenger RNA of Achroia grisella, 3544 nucleotides long. RefSeq names its product protein pygopus-like. NCBI's taxonomy places the organism in Eukaryota, Metazoa, Arthropoda, Insecta, Lepidoptera, Pyralidae. The record is from RefSeq and is a predicted model, not a curated record. The transcript is spliced from 3 exons. Bases 391 to 1854 code for a protein of 487 amino acids.
AAUGUGGCGUGUGUUGUUUGGAAAAUUGAGAGUCGUAAAUAAAAUGAACUGUAUGUGUUAUUAAUAUUUGUAAUAAGUGUCCUUUAUGUGUGUAUAAACAUUAAUUUGUCAAGAAACAUUAUAUGAUAGCUACUAAGGCUUGAGAAAACUUGUUUUUAUUUUGGUAUUUUGUCAUAUGUUGCACGCCUGCCUUGGGGUCUGGAAGAGGACAAAAAAUUUAUGAGUAAUUCCGAUGCUAAAUUGAUAAUGCAAAAUAGAUACAGCCAGUCUUCCGGCACGUCAUUGCGCUUUCUCGUGACAAUGCGGUGCCUUAUGAAUGAAUCUAUUUUCUAAACUCCCAAUUUUUAUUCCUCAUAAUGGUUGUUAGAGCUGACACUGAAUAAUAACAUAAUGAGUCACAAUCUGGCUGGAAUGCCAUCAUACAGGCUGCCAGGACCUGGGCUGGGGCCUCCAGACUUUAAGCCGCCGAUGGAUACACCAACACCACCAGCCCCUGCACCAAGUAACCCAAAAAAGCGAAGAAAAACAUCAAAUGCAAACAAUGCACUCACACCACAGCCACCACCUACUGCACAGGAUCUGCUACCUCCACCACUUACUGGUUAUGGUGAUACAAUAGUUGCAUCCAACCCUUUUGACGAUUCUCCAUCAACAGUUUCACACAAUGGUCCUAUGAUGAGCCAUAAUGGCCCUAUGAUGAAUCAAAAUGGUCCUAUGGGUAUGGUUGGGCCUAUGCACAGUAUGGGAGGACCACCAAUGAGACACAUGAGUCCACUACCACAUAAUAUGAGCCCUAUGAAUCAACAAAUGCCACCUAGAGGAGGAAUAAGCCCAAUGGGGAAUAUGAGUCCCAUGGGCCACAUGGGUGGUAUGUCUCCAAUGGGAGGACCUAAUAUGGGUAUGAGUAACCAUACCAUGGGACCUGGAAUGGGUCCCACAUCAAGAUCUAUGGGUAGUCCAAUGAGCCCUAUGAAUUCUAUGCCAAUGGGAUCACCAAUGUCUUCUGGCCCUAUGGGCAGUCCUAUGAAUAUGGGUUCAAUGGCUGGAAGCCAUAUGAAUAAUAGUCCGAUGGGCCCACCAAUGCAUAGCCCGCUUGGAGCUGGAUCAAUGAAUGGGCCUAUGAAUGGGCCAAUGGGUGGUGGUGGUCCAGGUAUGAAUGUUCCUCGAAUGAAUGGACCAAUGGGGCCAAGCUGUUCAAAUGGAUCUAUGGGUCCUACUAGUUCCAUUAUGUCUUCAAACCCAAUGCAAAGCGGUGGAAUGGGUCCCGGUCAUUGUGGGCCAAUGAGGCAUGGAAGUCCUAUGGGAUCAGCUAUGGGCAGUGGACCUAUGGGUGGUAAUGGACCUAUGACAUCUAUGGGCCCUGGACCUCCAUAUGCAAGUGGUCAUAUGGGGCAUGGAGGACCCAUGGGAAUGGGUGGAAGUGGUUCAAUGGGAAUGGGUCCUGGCCCUGGAAAUAUGGGAAACUGUGGACCUCUGGCUGGUAUGAGUGGUAUGGCCAUGGGGGGUCCAGGUGGACAAGGAGUGGGUCCAAUGAGUCAGGGUAUGGGAAUGUAUGGACCUAAACCAAUGCCUGUGAGUGCUGGAAAAGUGUACCCACCAGACCAACCAAUGGUUUUCAAUCCUCAAAACCCAAAUGCACCACCAAUAUAUCCUUGCGGAGUAUGCCACAAAGAAGUGCAUGAUAAUGAUCAAGCAAUCUUAUGUGAAUCAGGAUGCAACUUUUGGUUUCAUAGAGGAUGCACGGGCUUAACGGAGCCUGCUUAUCAGUUGCUGACAGCAGAAGUGUAUGCAGAGUGGGUUUGUGACAAGUGCUUGCAUUCUAAGAACAUACCACUUGUGAAAUUUAAACCAUAGCGCUGUGGCGCUCCCCCCUCCCCCCUUCUCCUGCCCCCUCACUUAAGUCAUAUCCCUCCCUGAAACUCAUCACAAGUAUUUAUUGAACUUCAUUAAAAUUGACACUUAGUGGAAUCGUAAUAUGAAUGUACUUGGGCAUCAAAUGGUUUGUCAGUAUAGUUUUACUAAGAAAGAUCUCAUCUUGGAUAGUUACAUAAAAUUAAGGAAAAAUGUGUUGAAUAUGAAGUGCUUUGAGUUGGAAAUUUUUAUCAGUGGCUAUUUAUUGCACUAUGCCUUUUUAUAUUUGGAACAAAACAGCAGAUGUAUGGAAAUCAUUAUGAAAUUGCAGACGGUCCUGUUAUGUCUAGUCUGUUAUGAUUGUCAUUUUUAUUUAUUUUAAUAAUAAUAUAGGAAUAUGAUGGAUGGUCGUAAUGGAAUUCGUAUAAAUGUUCAUUGCACUUGUUCCUGCAUUAGGCAUAUCUGUGAAAGCAAUUCAAUGUGAUCCUUCAGUAGAAAUAUGUCGUCACCAUACGGUAUAGACAAAAAACUCAAGGUAUAAGCAAUAUGAAGGCUGCCCAAGGAGUUUUACAUGCCUACUGUGUGUCGCUUUAGUAUCUGUGCAUAUUGUAAAUAUCUCUUAGUUUAAGUAUAAAGAAAAAUCACUUUCCGCCUUAUAUAAUGGUGACCUAUUUGUGUACAGUCAAGAUUAAUAUUGAUGGUUUAACAUCAGACUUGGUUAGCUAUUUUUGACACAUGGCGGUCAUUGCAUAGUUUAGGCCAAGAAAGUAUAAUUAAUAUGUUUUGCAAUGCAAUCUUGUGUAGUCCGGCGCGAACGAGAACUUGGCAAUAAUUUUCGCCAUAUUCCUAUGUACUUAUUUUACGGUGCCCUAUUUGCAUGUAAUAAAUACGCGCAUUAUUUUUACAUACAUGUAAAUACGAUGAAUCCAUACGCUUUGUUAAGGAUAAGAGUGUUAAAUGUGUUUGUCAAGUUUUUAAAUUUUGGAGAUUUUUUAAUCAUAAAAAUGUAUUAUAAGGUUUGUAAAUAAUUGCAUAGUAUUAAGUGAAUUGAGAUUACAUAUACAACAUCGAUAUACUGGCUCCAGAUAUUACGCGGUUGUGAUUUCAUUCGUGUCGUGUAGCUUUCAGCUAACGUUUAACUUAAUUUUUUUAUUGUUCGCGAGCGUUAGUCCUGGGGUCUAUCAUAUAAUCUUUAUAGAGUCAAAGUUAAUUUAUGAAUAAAAAUAUUUACAGCAUUUUAUUCGUAGUCUGUCAAGUAUGUGACCAUUUCAAACAAUAUCAUUGGUAUAUCUAUAAUAUAUAAAGCUGCGGGUAUAUGAAGUCGGUCCCAGUAUAAAUAAGAUACUCAAUUGGUUGGAAGUAAAUGAUAACAAAUCAGUUAUAUAGUCGUAUUUUUGUUUAGCGUAUUCACAAUAUAAAACAUAUGUUCACAAUAUAUUAAAAAUUAGCAACUUCUUUUUUAAUUUAUAGACAAUAAUAAUAUAGGGGCUUAUACUAUCAAAUAUAUAGGAUCACAUUUAGAUAAAUUUAUCAAUUUAUGUAGCUAUUGACGCACUUUUAAUAACUUUAAAAAAAUACUGUAUAUUUUUUAUCGUAGUAAUAAUCUAGAAAGAUUACUUUUCGUUUGUACUCUGUAUUUAUGACUAUAAAAUAUAGAUAUUUUGAUCUUUUUUAUUCCACAAAGAUAGUACAU